Molecule: messenger RNA, 849 nt
Organism: Phytophthora sojae
Lineage: Eukaryota; Oomycota; Peronosporomycetes; Peronosporales; Peronosporaceae
Exons: 4
Coding region: 1-849 (282 amino acids)
Biological process (GO): cellular response to phosphate starvation
Source: RefSeq, a predicted model, not a curated record
AUGAAGUUCGGCAAAGGCUUGCUGCAGGAAAUUCUGCAGAGCAACCCGGAGUGGGCCCCCUUUUGGCUCAACUACAAAAUACUCAAGAAGCGCAUUAAAGCCGUAACCCGAGCAGCGCACCACGCCGUCAAUCAGCGCGACAUCUCCGAAUCCGAACUGGAGGUAGCGUUCUUCCGCGACCUGCAGGCAGAACUCAAGAAGAUUUCGCUCUUCUACGCUGCCGAGGAGAAGCGCGUCGCCUUCCGCUACCAGCAGCUGCGUUCUGUCCUUAAGACGCUCAAGAAACGAGAGAAGAUUGAGGCAUCUGAGGCUCAGCGACUCAUGUUCGCCUUCGUCCACUUCUACCGUGAGUGCAUUCGUCUCGAGAACUUCGCCGUUAUGAACUAUCAGGGCUUUUCGAAGAUCCUCAAGAAGCACGACAAGAUGACGGGUUACAACACGCGGUCCAAGUACAUGCGCCGGAAGGUGAAUCUGUCGUCGUUCUCCAACUACCCGAGCCUGCUGCAGAUCUUGGCGAGUACGGAGGAAAUGUUCCACGAGGUGGAGCGUGACGCCCGCAUGGCACCCGCCGUGUCCAGCAUGAAACUCAACAUUGAGUCAAAAGUGACGCCGGUUGCUAGCAGCACCCACGUCCUGGCCCCGGUGGUCCAUAUCCCGCCUACUUCCUCUGCUGCACCAGGAAGCUCGUCCACGCCCGUCGGAAUGACCGCGUCGCUGCCUCCGAAAUUCCCGUCUCCCCACCUAACUCCCUCCAACUCUUCACUUGCCGCCGCCUCCUUCCCCGCCUCGGUCUUGUGGGCUUCUGAAGAGCAGGAAACAGUCCACCAUGAGCAGAAAUUUCAGCUGUAG